AAAAAAGAAAAAACUAUGGCUACUGAAACAACGCCUCCGCCCAAACCCUCACCGGAACUCCCCUUCGCCCACGCCGGAACACCCACCGGCGCCGGUCCUCCUCCAUCAUCCGAAGCCAUCACCCCUGCGCACACUCCUACCCCAUCCACUCCCUCUCUCACUCCGGCGACCGUCGCGCCCCGCCAUCCCGAGCCGGACGCUGGCGUUAUCCACAUACCCAGCUAUUCUCGGUGGUUUUCUUGGAACAGUGUCCAUGAAUGCGAGGCGCGGUUCCUCCCGGAGUUCUUCGACGACCGAUCGCCAUCGAAGAACCCUCGGGUUUACAAGUACUUUAGGAACGCUAUCGUCCGGCGCUUCCGAGAAAAUUCGAGCCGGAAAAUCACCUUCACCGACGUGCGGAAGGCGCUGGUCGGCGAUGUUGGGUCUGUCCGGAGGGUUUUCGAUUUUCUGGAGACCUGGGGUUUGAUAAAUUACGCCGGCUCCGCUAGGCCGCAGCUGAAGUUGGAGGAUAAGGAGACAAAGUCCGCCGCUCAGGGCUGUGACGCUGCCGCCGCCGGCGGCGCUGAUGUUUCUGCUCCGAUGAAGAGGGUCUGCAAUGGCUGCCAAAUUCCUUGCACAAUUGCUUGCUUCGCAUCUGACAAGCAUGAUGUGACACUAUGCGUGAGGUGCUACGUGAGGGGCAAUUACAGGGUGGGUUUGAGUUCUACAGAUUUCAAGAGGGUCGAGAUUAGUGAAGAAGCCAAGAUGGAGUGGACGGAUAAAGAAACUUUACAGCUUCUAGAAGCCGUCAUGCAUUAUGAGGAUGACUGGAAGAAAGUUGCUGAGCAUGUUGACGGGAAAACUGCAAAGGAAUGCGUAGCUCGCUUCGUAAAGCUUCCAUUUGGGGAAGAGUUUUACGGCCCUCCUGAAUCUGCCGAGAUGGAUGCUGAGUUGGGUUCGCAAAAUGAAGGAGUAGCUGCCAAAAGGAUGUGCCUCUCACCACUUGCCGAUGCAAGCAACCCUAUUAUGGCGCAGGCUGCUUUCCUUUCUACGUUGGUUGGAGUAGAUGCUGCAGAAAUGGCCGCAUGUGCAGCAGUAAUGGCUUUGUCUAAUCUUGGUGAUAAUAUACGGCAAGAAGCCAAAGAUACGUCUAAGUUGAAUCUGAUUGAAGAUGCUGCUCUUGUGGAAGCAAAAUCGCAGCUCGAGAAGGAAGGGGAAGAGCUGGAGAAAGCAAUAUCUGAAAUUGCAACUCAGACGAAGGAGAUUGAAAGCAAGAUUCGUGAGUUUGAGGAAUUUGAGUUAGAAAUGGAACGCAAACGUCAGGAAUUCCAGCAAAUUCAAAACAGGCUCUUUGUUGAUCGACUCACCUUUUCAUUUCAAAAAACUGCUGCACCCAAAACUGGGGAAACCAUAGGCGUGGCUAUUAAGAUCGAUUGA
Messenger RNA from Striga asiatica, 1416 nucleotides. Lineage: Eukaryota; Viridiplantae; Streptophyta; Magnoliopsida; Lamiales; Orobanchaceae. The record is from the annotation of a GenBank genome assembly.